Molecule: messenger RNA, 1193 nt
Organism: Alternaria rosae
Lineage: Eukaryota; Fungi; Ascomycota; Dothideomycetes; Pleosporales; Pleosporaceae
Product: putative NAD(P)-binding-domain-containing protein
Exons: 3
Coding region: 197-970 (257 amino acids)
Biological process (GO): siroheme biosynthetic process
Molecular function (GO): protoporphyrin ferrochelatase activity; precorrin-2 dehydrogenase activity
Source: RefSeq, a predicted model, not a curated record
UGCCGGCAUCUUGGAAACGCGUCCCCGUCCCGUGGUCGCACCAUGUAGACAUGGCUAGUGGCAGCGAGGGAACCAUUAUUGCGUGAUUGCGAGUUGCAUGCGAUAGGAAAACUCUACAGCCCAGCCAGCCCGGCCGCCUUCUCCAGCACGGCCUUGGCAAUGACGCGGAAUCGAGACAUGGCUAUCUCCGCGCUGCAUGCUCCAUCUCCGCAACACUCUCCGCACCAUGAAAGGCCCCUACCCCGAGAUCCAAGGCGGCGGCUCUCUGAUUCUCGCAUGGCAGAUUCGCAAUAAGCGCGUCCUGGUAGUCGGCGGCGGCGAAGUCGCCGCUGGUCGCAUAGUCAACGUGCUCAAUGCCGACGCCAAAAUCACCGUCGUCUCUCCGCGGGACGGCCUCAACGAAGAAGUCGCCUACCGGAUAGAACAGGGCCAGGUCGACUAUGUCGAUCGCAAGUUUGAACCCCAAGACCUCGAUGGCGUUGACAUGGUCCUGACGGCCGUCGACGAUCCGGAGGCCUCGUCGCAGAUCUACAAGCUAUGCAAGGAGAGGCGGAUAGCAGCCAACAUUGCCGACGUCCCGCCCGAGUGCGACUUCUACUUUGGCAGCGUGCAUCGCGAUGGGCCAUUGCAGAUCAUGGUCAGCACAAACGGCAAUGGUCCCAAGCUGGCCAACAUCGUCAGGAGGCAGAUAGCAGCUGGGCUACCAUACAACAUCGGCAACGCCGUGCAAAGAGUCGGCAUGCUACGGAGGAAGCUGCGAAAGGUCGCUCCGAACAUCGAGGAGGGCCCAAAGCGGAUGCAAUGGAUGUCCAAGGUGUGCGAACAAUACUCGCUCGACGACCUCUGCUCCAUGACCGAGGAGGACAUGGAAAUGCUCCUGGGCUUCUACAGACCCGGAACCGUGCCGACGCUCGAAGAAGUACGGCUGCAGGAAGCCGAUGGAGCGUACGACGGGCCUUUCUUGAUCUGAUUGCAUAAUGGAUUCGGCGUUGGGUAGACAGCAUACAGUAGGUGUGAGCGGGAGUUGCGGCGACGCUAUCAAAUUCCUGUAUAUCAAUUGUACACUUUCCUACGCUCUCACCUACCUCUUAGAUGUCUACGUUGCCUGGGUAUCUCGUCAAUUUCGCUUUUUGUACUAAUGCAGGCGGCAGUGCACCUUUUCAGUUUCUGGCUUGUAAAAGAUGCUCCGGUGG